GCCGCGGGGCGGCGCCCCCACCCCCCCAUCUCCCUCCCGGGAGCCGGCGGGGGAGGCCGCGGCCAAGUUCAGGCCCCAGCUCCAGGGAUCUGAAGCCUGUUCCACCCGCCCCAGACCUAUCCUGCCGCAUUCGCCCGUCCUUUUUGAAAAUAUCGAAGGAGCAGACUUUGAACUCCGGAAGGACCUUUUCUUUGGAAGCCCGGGAGGAUGCGGCCCACAAGAUGCGCGCUCACUCCACACCUAGGAAUUGCCCGCGCCCCUAGAGGGCAGGAGCGCGGCCCUUUGUACUGGCCUAGGAGCUGGGCGAGAGAAUUUGCAGAAGAGAAUUUGCGGCCCAGAGGCAGCGAGUCUUCCCGGUGGCGGUGGGCCCCAGAGCCUGGCCCCAGCUGAUUUCUGCACCUUCUUGCGUGUCCAGGCAUUACCCCUCACUAAGGAUCACCGACUCCUGGGCUUGGAAAGUCGCUUAAGGCAGAACAGUCUUAUUUUCUGACCUGGCUUAUGGACAGAACCUUUGAAUCUGGAAAAUCCAGAGAUGGAGUCCACAGCCUACCCUCUCAAUUUGACCCUGAAAGAAGAGGAAGAAGAAGAAGAGAUUCAGAGCCGGGACCUGGAGGAUGGCCCCACAGAUAUGCAGAAAGUCCGAAUCUGCUCAGAGGGCGGAUGGGUGCCAGCCCUAUUCGAUGAGGUGGCCAUAUAUUUUUCCGAUGAGGAGUGGGACGUUUUGACGGAGCAGCAAAAGGCCCUGUACCGGGAGGUCAUGAGGAUGAAUUAUGAAACUGUCCUGUCCCUGGAAUUCCCAUUCCCUAAGCCCGACAUGAUCACUCGGUUGGAAAGGGAGGAGGAGUCUCAGAAUUCUGACGAAUGGCAGUUCCAGGGAGGAACCUUUGCAGAAAAUGAAGAAUCUGACGUGAAGCCCCCAGACUGGGUGGGCCCGAUGAACACGGCCUCCCAGUUUCCGCAGCCUCAGCACCUGGACGGCUAUGGCCUCCGUCUGCCUCGGGACAUCACAGAGCUGCCCGAGUGGGGCGAGGGGUACCCCUUCUACAUGGCCGUGGGCUUCCCCGGGUACGACCUCUCGGCAGACGACCUGGCCGGGAAGUUUCAGUUCAGCCGGGGCAUGCGCCGCAGUUACGAUGCGGGGUUCAAGUUAAUGGUGGUGGAGUACGCCGAGAGCACCAACAACUGCCAGGCGGCCAAGCAGUUCGGGGUGCUGGAAAAGAACGUCCGCGACUGGCGCAAAGUGAAGCCGCAGCUGCAGAACGCCCACGCCAUGCGGCGCGCCUUCCGGGGCCCCAAAAACGGGCGCUUCGCCCUGGUGGACCAGCGCGUGGCCGAGUACGUUCGAUACAUGCAGGCCAAAGGGGACCCCAUCACCAGGGAGGCCAUGCAGCUGAAAGCUCUGGAGAUUGCCCAGGAGAUGAACAUUCCGGAGAAAGGGUUCAAGGCCAGCCUGGGCUGGUGUCGAAGAAUGAUGCGAAGGUAUGACUUGUCUCUGCGGCAUAAGGUACCGGUGCCCCAGCAGCUGCCGGAAGACCUGACCGAGAAGCUCGUCACCUACCAGCGGAGCGUCCUGGCUCUGCGCAGGGCACACGACUACCAGGUGGCUCAGAUGGGAAAUGCUGAUGAGACGCCCAUUUGCUUAGAGGUGCCCUCGAGGGUGACUGUGGACAACCAGGGUGAAAAGCCCGUCUUGGUCAAGACGCCAGGCAGGGAGAAACUGAAAAUCACCGCCAUGCUUGGUGUCUUGGCAGAUGGGAGGAAGUUACCUCCGUACAUCAUUCUGAGGGGCACAUACAUCCCCCCCGGGAAGUUCCCCAGCGGCAUGGAAAUCCGCUGUCACCGGUACGGAUGGAUGACGGAGGACUUGAUGCAGGACUGGCUGGAAGUGGUGUGGAGGCGGAGAACCGGUGCAGUGCCCAAGCAGCGAGGGAUGCUGAUCCUCAACGGCUUCCGGGGCCACGCCACUGAUUCGGUGAAGAGCUCCAUGGAAAGCAUGAACACCGACAUGGUCAUCAUCCCGGGGGGCCUGACCUCGCAGCUGCAGGUGUUGGAUGUGGUGGUCUACAAACCCCUGAAUGACAGUGUCCGGGCCCAGUACUCCAACUGGCUCCUGGCGGGGAACCUGGCCCUGAGCCCCACGGGGAAUGCCAAGAAGCCGCCCCUUGGCCUCUUUCUGGAGUGGGUCAUGGUGGCAUGGAAUAGCAUCUCAAGCGAAUCCAUCGUCCAGGGGUUCAAGAAGUGCCACAUCUCCAGCAACUUGGAGGACGAGGAUGACGUCCUGUGGGAAAUCGAGAGCGAGCUGCCAGGAGGAGGGGAACCGCCCAAAGAGUGCGACACUGAGAGCCUGACAGAGAGCAACUGAGGGAAAGCCAAGCAAAUGAACUGUAUUUGGAACAGCUGAGGAGGAAAAUCCUCAAGAUGAUUUCCUCGCAGCAUAGGUACACAGGGAGCAGCAGGAAAAGGCCAUGGGGCUCAGAACAGCCCAGGUCCGGACAGCAGCCUGAGCAUCCUGUCUUGGGACACCGCCCACCCUCGCCCCACGUCCAUGAGGUGUCAGAAAAGUCUAGGACCCUUCACUUCGUCAGAGACAUGAUUAGAAAAGAAACUGCUUCUGCCUCAUUCUUGUUUUAGAGAUUACUCCAUGUGUCCAUCAAAAGAAACCUGUAGAUAGGAAUGAACAAAGGUAUUUCCUGGAGAAGAGGCCAUUUGUUCAGCGCCAAUAAGAGACUCAUCAUACGGGCCCAACUCCACUGGUAUUUUCUGUGGAGAAAACCUCAAGUCAAUGUUUUUUCUUCUGCCUUUAAAAAUGCUUCCAUCAGUAGAACCUGUCCCCACACAGGUCAAGACUGCAGAGAAGGCUUUGUAGAAAUGGUCAUUUAUGUACACCUGCUACUUACACAUUCCUCUUUUGGAAAAAUGAGAUGCUAAUAACAACAACAAAAUUCAGACGUACUGGCCUGAUGCCAGCAGAUGGCUUUUCUGUAGACAAACUAGGUUAGUGUGGAAGAUACAGAUUAAAAUAAACUAUGCCGUUUCAUUUAUCUUCCCAAUCUGGUUGGCAGCUAGACUUUUCUAGGGUCUCAUUUAAUGGCCCUGUUUUUCAUUAUUAUUAUAUUUAAUGAUAGGGUAGCAUUUAGUACACAAGCUCUUCUGUUUCUCAGGCUGCCUGCAGAAGUCACCAUAAAUUAUCUGCUGUCUACAUGGUACAAAGCUCAUUGACUCAUCUGAUACCUGUUUUGUUAAUUCCGAUUCCUUUAAUGUUUUUAUCGCAAGGGUGGUGAGAGGGCGUGGGUCUUUGGCCACAGCUGUUUGAAGACUUCUUCUAUCUUGCAGAAACAGGUGGGAGGUCUUUGAAUUUUUACACUAAAGUAAUGUGCAUUCCCACAUACGCUGAGUGUUAUGAAAACAUUCCUUCAAAGCUACCUGUGCUACGAAAAAUAUGCCAGAACCUCAUAGACAAAGCCAUUGUUAGAAAUGUCAUUCCAAUGUCAGAUCUGGUUAACAGGCUACCAUAACCACUUUUCCUUCCUGUAGACCCAGCUCAUUUGUAUAUUAUACUGUUCUUGGCAUUUUGAAACACCUAUUUCUACUCAGGUACUCAUUUUCCUAUUAGUGAUUCACCUUCCUCAUUUUUUAAAACCAGUUUUCCUCUAAGAGGGGAAAUUUCACUUAACUUCUGAUAUCUGAAUAACUUUCAAUGUUUGAAUCAUUUCCCCAUUUGCUUUUACCUGUACUGUAUUCUUUGUCAUCUCAAACGGCAUCUAAAUCCAGCUACUUUUCAUUCCAGAAGUUUUCAUUCCCUCCAAUUACACUUAAUUUAUCCUCCACUAUCCUGGUUCCUGGCCCUUUCCUCUUUAUGUCCUAUUUUACUUGCUUUGGGAGCUUAAAGGAUUUUAUAAGACCUAAUUUUUGGUUCCUGCAUUGGAGCCAUAGUUGUCUUGCAGGGAAGAGUAGAAAAUGGGUUCAACUCCUGUUUCAUUCUACCAACACCUCCUUGAGUCUCAUCGUCAGCUGAUAGAUGAUGCCUUACAGGUUGCUUAGCACUGGAACUUCCCUAGAGGAAUGGCUCUACUGUCAGGGUUUUUCUGGGCUCAUUCUUCCACUGACUUUAUUAUGAUCUAUGCCUAACAGAGCCCCAGUACAACUAUUUUGCAGAAUGGCUAUUACCCUAGAGUUACUAUAGCACAUAUUGAGACAUAGUUGUACUCCCCAGUAGAUAGGAACUGACUCCGACAAUAAACUUUGAUAAUAAAGACAAUAGGCUCUGGUGGUUUUAUUUAUCUGCUAGCCUUGUGAAAAGUCACAUUUCAAACUCUUCAUUUACACUUUAUUCUCCACUCAGUUUGGUACCAAUAUAUUACACCCUUGAAAUAAAAAAGUCUGUUCAUGGGA
Molecule: messenger RNA, 4392 nt
Organism: Aethalodelphis obliquidens (Pacific white-sided dolphin)
Lineage: Eukaryota; Metazoa; Chordata; Mammalia; Artiodactyla; Delphinidae
Gene: POGK
Product: pogo transposable element derived with KRAB domain
Exons: 6
Coding region: 533-2362 (609 amino acids)
Biological process (GO): regulation of DNA-templated transcription
Cellular component (GO): nucleus
Molecular function (GO): DNA binding
Source: RefSeq, a predicted model, not a curated record